GCUUACGCUUCAUGAAGUAGUAACAAACGACUAACUUUAAUUUAUGUUUACAUUCGGAAAUUUAUGUCCUAACUGAAGACAAAGGUUAACUUUUUAAAAUCGUCACAAAGAGUUAAUAUUUAAUGGAACAUUUAGCAAGAGUUUUAAGAUUCUACGGACCUUAUUUGCUUAGUUUAGUUGGUAUGGAAAGGGGACAAAGAGACGGACAGCAUAGCGGAGGAGAAGGUGCACACGGUACAAAUGACACAGAGAUUUUAAAGAGCCAGCUACAAAAAGCACAGCGCCAACUCAAAAAAGCAGAGGAAAGAAUUAAAGCAUUUCAGGAUGAGGUAACUGGCUUGAAGAAGGAUCUAUGUGCCCGCCCUCUUGUAGAUCCUGACAGGAAAGCGAAAACACAACAAAAAAUAUGUUCGCUUCAAAAAUCCCUGAAUGAAAAAGAUGAAGUGAUAAAAAAGCAUUCCGAGUAA
Ruditapes philippinarum (Manila clam) is the source of this 467-nucleotide messenger RNA. RefSeq lists its product as uncharacterized. NCBI's taxonomy places the organism in Eukaryota, Metazoa, Mollusca, Bivalvia, Venerida, Veneridae. The coding region runs from base 123 to 467 and encodes 114 amino acids. The record is from RefSeq and is a predicted model, not a curated record. The transcript is spliced from 4 exons.